This is a messenger RNA of Closterium sp. NIES-67, 5156 nucleotides long. The record is from the annotation of a GenBank genome assembly. Lineage: Eukaryota; Viridiplantae; Streptophyta; Zygnematophyceae; Desmidiales; Closteriaceae.
ACUUCACUUGACAUGCUUCUGUGGCACCACCCCGUCCGACAGUCCUGACCAGAUUAGCUCCCACUCGGCGAGCCACUCGUCUCGCUUCGUCGCACGGACCAGCUGAGUGGCGACCGCUGCUGGGCCUUCCUCGCCGCGGCGUAGCCGUCACGGCCACCCGCCAUGGCGAAGCGGAAGCAGCGCAAGGCCAAGGCUGCUGCUCAAGCCGCCCCCGCGCGGACAUCUGAUGGCUCCUCUGGUGCGACUAAGGACCAAUCAAAGAGUGCCACGCAGGCGUCUGAGUUACCGACCAGCAGUAGCGAUAGCGCCUCCGAGACUGCGCAAGCAGCCUCCGCUGAUUCCGUUGUGGGGUCGGAAGUUUCCGCGGAAGGUUCAGCGAUGGCCGAGGGAGAGGUUGAGCCGCUGGCUGGCGGCGCCAGGUGUCAUCAUCACAAGGGCUUAGAUUUGAAGAAGUUCACUCGCGAGCUGAAGAAGCGCCACGUGGAUGCAUGCGAUCCGUGCAGCCAGCACAGCCACAGAAUGGCUGGCGGCAAGAAGAAGGAGCAGGCGGUGCCUAUAACGGGUACGGCGGAGGAGUCCCUCUGGGUGUGUCUGGUGUGCGCGAGGGGGUUCUGCGGAGAUGCGGACAUGGCGGAAGGGGACGCGGCUACAGGGCACAAGGAAGGGGAAGGGCAAGGAAUGGGCGGAGAUGCGGAUGCGCACGGGCACGGGCACGCGAGGCAGCACUGGGGGCAGCUGAGGAGCCACGCGCUGAUGGCGCACGCGCAGUCCAUGCGCGUCUGGUGCUUCCGCUGCCACCGCUGCGUGCUGCUGCGCGCGGAUGCCGCCGAGUGCGCGCACGCGGAUUGCGCAGACCACGAUCGCGCGGAUAGCGCUCCACUCGUGCAUGCGGAUGGCGCCGAGCGCGCACAGGCGGAAGAACUUCAGGUGGGGGAGGGGGCGAACGAGGGGGAGAAGGAGGGAGAGGGGGAGGAGGACGGGGGAGAGGCGCGGACUGGCACGACAGCGAAUGCUGCGGCUGGCAGUGCGAGUGAGGGGGGGAGCGCUGCUGAAGGGAGCGAGCACGCCCGGCCAUGGGCGGAAAGCCUUCCCCCGGACCAUCCGCUCCGCGAGUUCCUCCUGUUGCUGGCGGAGAGGCGCAGUGAAAACCUCGCCGCCAUCCCCGCUCUUAGAGACCACUUCCUGGCCAACCCCGACCCGCCACGUGUAGAGGCGCCUGCGCUGGAGGAGAAGGGUGGGGAAGGGCGGAAGGUGGGAGGAGUGAAGGCGAAGGGGGCGAGGAAGAGAGACAAGGGUCCCAUCAGCACUGCGCUGCGCCGAUUCUACGAGGACCUCAACCCGGGCCUCGCCGCUGGGGCUGCUGCUCCUCCUGGUGCUGCUGGUACUUCUGUUGCCACAGGCAGCCAAUCGGGGGAGAGCAUAUGCAGUCCGCGCGGCCACGUGGCAAGGGGCAAGGCGCUUCAUUCGCGGAGGUCCACAGCACGGGCGGUGGGGGGAGGGAAGCGGGGCGCGGGGGGCAAGCACGGCAAGGGGGCAGCGGGGAAGAGGGCGCAGCAGCAACAUGAGGGGGAGGGGAGGGCGAAAGCCCCCCCUUACAAUCCGCGGGAGCUGUUUGGCGCGGUGUGCAGCAAGGCCCCGCGGUUCAGGGGGUACCAGCAGCAGGACAGCCACGAGCUGCUGCGCUGCCUGCUGCAGCUGCUGCAGGAGGAGCAGGACGGCUCCGCUGCCAAGGCUGCUGCCGCCGCUCGCAAGAAGAAGCGCCAGGCGGCCACCGCUGGCCCCCCACCCGCUCCUCCAACCCCGCCUCCCCCUCCUGCCCCUCCUCGUGCGCCUCCUCCCCCUCCCCCUCCCACCCCGCCACCGCCGCCCCCCCCUCGUCCACCCUCCGCCCCCCCACCUCCCCCGCCUCCCCCAUCCAUGCCCGCGCCUAAUGCAGUGGGAGGGGCAGGGGGGAAAAAGGAGAGCGGACAGGCGGAGGGGAAAGGGGGCGUGGGGGGGGCGACGGGGUUGAGUGCUGGGCUGGGGCUGGCGAUGGCUCGGCUAAGGCGAGUGGAGGGAGGGACUGCUGCCGAGGAGGUGCAGCGAGUGAGGGAGGAGGAGGGGGAGGAUGGGGGCGAGGGGAUUGAGAGCAUGGGAUUGGGAUGGCUGGAGGGGGAGGGCAGUGGGGAGGAGGUGGGUGUUGUGGGACAGGAGGGAGGGGAGCAAGAGGAGGGGGAAAGUGAGGAGGAGGAAGAGGAGGAAGGGGGGGAGGCAGGAGGGGAGGGGGGUGAGGGGCGAGGAGGGCGAGGGAGGGAGAGUGUGGUGGAGCGGCUGUUCGGCGGGGUGCUGAGCAGCACAGUGGUGUGCUGCCACUGCGCUUACUCCUCCUCCGUCCAAGAGCCCUUCCUCGACCUCUCCCUCCCCAUCCCUGUCGCAACCCCACCGCCCCCAUCCCCCCGCGUGUUCCUGCCAGUGCGGGGCAGCCGCAAGGGACACGCGGAGGGGAAGGGAGUGGGGAGGGAGGAGGGGAGGGGGGAGGGGAAGGCGGGUGGGAAGGGAGAGGAGAAGGCAGAUGGGAAGGGAGGGGGGAGUGACGAGGGGGCUGCAGCAGGGGGAGAGGAGGCGAAGGCAGUGGGAAGGGGAGAGGAGAGAGGAGAGGGAGGGGCGUUUGAGGGUGGGAAGGGGAGUGUGGGCGAUGGGGAGGCGAGCGGGGGAAGCAGAGAGACUGGGUCAGGCAGCAAUGGCAACGGUGGCAGCAGCAUCAGCAGCAGCGAUUCGAAAGUGAGGCAAGCGGAUGCAGAGAAGGGCGAGGACGGGGCAUUGGCAGGUGAUGUGGCAGGUGAUGUGGCAGGUGAUGUGGCAGAUGAUGUGGCGAGGGGUGCAGCAGGUGGGGCAGAGGAAGAGGAAAGGCCAGGAGCAGUGGUGGGAGGGGAGGGGAAUGGUGCAGGGGAUGGUGGACAUGUGGGCAGCAGCGCUGGUGGAGGAGGGGGUGGGGAGAGUGCUGGUGAGGAGGGGAGCGCUGGUCAGCAGACAGGUGCAGGUGGGAAGGGAGGGGAGGAGCAUGGGGCCAGAAUAGAGGAAGGGGAGAGGGAUGGGAGUACGAGGCAGGGAGGCAUCAGCACAGUGAUGAGAGCGUGCAGUGGGCCCGACUCCACUGGCAGAGCGGACGACGCUGGCAGCAGCAUCACCGCCACAGGCAGCAGCAGCGGGGGUGAGUGUGCGCCUAGCAGCGGCACCACUGUGGCAGGCGCACAGGAGUGUGGCGCGACGAGCCCCAGGAGGGAGAAAGCGAGUGUGGGAGAGAGUGAGAAAGGGCGGGGAAGAAGGGUGGGAUUUGAGUCAGAAGAGCAACAGCAGCUGCAGCAGCGGCUGCCUGCACGCAUGUCGGUGGAGGGGUGCUUGUGGGAAUUCAGUGCGGAGGAGGUGCUGCGGGGGGACGACGCGUGGGGCUGCGAUGGCUGCACUGAGAGGAGGAGGCGGGAGGAGGUGGGCAGGCGGAGGGAGGAGAGGAGGAGGAGGAGGGAGAGGAGGAGGGAGGAGAAGGGGGAAGUUAUUGAGAAGGGGGAUACAGAAGGGGGCAGGGGAGAGGGGGAAAAGAGUGUGGUUGUGAGUGGGGGGAAGGCGAGAGGUGAAACGGAGGGUUUAGGGUCAGAUGCACGUACAGCAGACAGUACGAAAUCAGCGAAUGAUGUGACUACAGCGAAUGAUGUGGCUGCAGCGAAUGAUGUGACUGCAUCUGAAUUGGCUACUACAGCAUCCAGUGUGCCAGCACUAGUGGAAUGGAGUGGCAGGGAGCACGAGGGCAAUGGGGAAGCAGUGGGUCAAGGGGGUCAAGGCGUGCACCACGAGGCUGGUGCUGGUGGUCACAAUGAGCAAGGGGAGGAAUGGGGGGCGGAGGGAGAGGAGGGGGAGGAUGAGGAGGAGGAGGAGGCGGUGCAGGUGCAGAGGGUGCGCGUGGAGGCGCGGAAGCGGUACCGGGUGCGAAGGGCGCCGCCCCUGCUGGUCAUCCACCUCAAGCGCUUCCGCCACGACGCCAAGGGCCGCCUCUCCAAGAUCAGUGGCCACGUGGCGUUUGGCGAGUGGCUGGACCUCAGCCCCUUCCUGGACGAGCAACAACCACCCUUGCCGGCCACAGGUACCACGUCGGCGCCAUCAUCGUCAGCACCACCCCAGCCUUCACACGUACCGCAUGCAUCUCUAGCCCCGCACACAGGUGGCGAGGUGCCAUUGCAGUGUGGGGUGGGGUCCCAGUCCCAGUCCCACCGGUACCGGCUGUGUGGGGCGGUGGAGCACAGCGGCACCAUGCGAGGCGGGCACUACGUGGCCUUUGUGCUUCGCGGCAGGCAGCAGCAGCAGCAACAGAAGGAGCAGGAGCGGCAGCAGCAGCAGCAACAAGAGGCUGGAGCGGAGCGGCAAGGCAGUGGGCUAGCAGAGGUGGGAGUAUGCAGUGGAGCAGAGCUGGUGCACGCAGGUGGGGCAGAGGGUGGAGGGGUUGCAGGGCAGGGCAGUGUGGCUACGGCACGAGGUGAUGGGGUGGUGGGGAAGGGGCACAGUGGGAAAGUGGGGCAGGAGGAAGUAUCUGGUGGGUGGGAGGGUGGGCGGUGGUGGUACAUCAGUGACACACACGCCCAGGCAACAACACUGGAGCGAGUGCUGCGCUGCGAAGCAUAUCUGCUCUUCUACCAGCAUGUCGAUAGCUAGAUGCCACGGUUGAUUAAAGCCCGCGUCUCAUAUUUCCUACCGACCAAAGGUAUUACCUUUGGUGGGGGGUUCUGGUUGGGGGGCGAGGGGCGAAAUUUUGAAAGUGAGUGGGCGAGAGGGUUGCGACAAUUUUGAAAAUCGUUGAGGGUCCAACUUUGACGAGGCUUGGAGUCUCGUAUUUCUGCGGAGCCGUAUUACGUUUGGUUUGAGCCAACGGAACGUUGAGGUCGUGGAUGGUGGGGGUCAGGUUCUCAGAGUUUCGCAAGCAGUUGCGAUUUCAGUGUUGGAUUUUGGGCCGAAAUUUUCUUGUGUGAGAUGUUUCGGUUCCUGAUUCCAUGCAACCAGCCCAGUUUCCGAAAACUCGGUUAUUACAAACGCGUCUUCGGGUUCGCUUUGCUGAGGUUGUAUAUCUCUCUCGCACUCACUUGUGAGCCCUCGCACAAAGAGAACCUACGUUACCUAGUACCAAGAGUAUU